AUGAGGCAUUGCCUUGUAAAUAGUGGUAGAGAAGUCUUCAGUAUGCAGAUCAGCUUUGGUUUCAGGUCUUAUCCUCCAAAUAUGGGCUGGAUAGGCAAGAAUGUUAGUUGUGGUGACAACAUAUCCUUCUGGCAUCAUAAGUGGAUAGGUGAUGCCCCUCUGAAGCUUACUUAUCCGGAACUUUUUGCUAAGGUUUCGCAACUUAUUGUUAAGGUUUCUGGUAUGGUUGAGGGUCAUAAAUCAAUGGCGACUACGCACGCUCGGGCACUCUGCAGAUCGAGGGCGGCAUCAGCCUUCAGGACGGGCUGGGCCUGCCUGAUGGUCGGAACGAUUAUCCGAUUCGCCGAGUGCCAUCACAAGGAUUUCUUGGCUUUCCCGGCGUUUGCCUACGUGACUGCGGUCAUGGUCGCCGGCGAGGCUUCUUUAGGAGAAGCCCUACAGGGGGCUGCAGCCGCGGUCUGCGGGACCCUGCAGGGCGUCGGCCCGGCAAUGGCAUGCCUGUGGGCUGUCGGGCCGGGGAAAUUGACAGUGUGGACAUCGACACUGGCAGUGGCCCUCAGUGCCUUUGUUGUUGCGUUGCCUAACACCACACAUAUUAUCGCUAAGAGAGUGGCCUUCGCACAGAUGGUCAUUGUCUAUGUUGUGGCCUUGAUACAGGGGGAGAGUAUGGGGGCUAUUAAGUACCCUUUGCACGUGGGGAUCAGCACGUGUGUUGGGGCCGCGGCUUCUGUGCUUGCAUUGCUGUUGCCCGUUCCCAAGUUGGCCUAUGUUGAGGACAUAAUGUCUCUCUUUUUCACAUAUGUAUCACCCCCAACAUCUCUCUCAAAAAUAGAUUUCAGGGAAUCAAAUAGAUUUGUAGGUGUUUUAAAAGGGUUUUGGAAAUCGAAUCCAUUAGAAAUUACAGGGAAGGUGCAAGAAAAGAGUGACAAAGUUGCUCAAAUGGUUUCAGAAAUGGUGAAGCUCCUUGUUGAUUCCAUGUGUGCAGAGAACAAGGAUGGAGUAGUGGCUUCUCUCUCUAAAGUUAAGUCCUUAGCGACCACCAAGGCAACCCUCCUCCAAAAGAUUGCACAAAGACAGGCAUCUACAAGGUGGGAAAGACCAGGAAAGGAACCUCUACCAACAUUAGGCAUGAUAAAGGCUACAGAACAAGCAUUGAAGGGAAUGGAAAUCUCACUAAGCUCCCACCUUUCUCUCUCUACACCCUCUCUAACAUCACAUCCAAUUCUCAAAGACUCAUUGCACCAACUCACUGAGUGCACCACCCAAACCCUCCUCAACAAACCCUCUCCUUCCACACAUCAAACUGCAAAACAAGCUCUCUACACCUUACACCAUACCUUAGAACCCACCUCUCUCUCUCUACACAAUCUCUCCUCUCUCUUUUUCAUCUACUGCCUAUGCCAAUUGCACUCAGAAACCACCAUCCCCUCUCAAAACCGCCAAUCAAGUGGACCGAAGAUCGCGCCCACCGUCGAAGAACCCGCAAACCCACAAAGUGAAAACCAUAAUUCAUCCAUUAAAACUGCUUACUGCAAGUCUCUCUCUUUCACAAACAAAGAAUCAGCCAUUUGGGCACUCAAGUGCUCUCUCUCUCUAGCCCUCUCUGUCCUCUUAGGCGUUUUGUACAGCAAAGACAAUGGCUACUGGGCAGGCAUUGGGGUAGCCAUUAGCAUGGGUGCAACAAGGGAGCCAACCUUCAAAUUAGCAAAUGUUAGGACACAUGGCACAGUUGCUGGUUCAAUCUACGGUGUUCUCGGCUGCUUUCUGGCUCAGAAGAUCCCAGCCGUUCGUUACAUCGCCUUAAUUCCAUGGGUGAUCUUCACAAGCUUUCUAAGAGAUAGCAAAAUGUAUGGCUAUGCUGGUAGUUUAUCAGCCCUAAUUGGUGCAGUUAUAAUUCUCGGACGAAGAAACUUCGGUGCACCACCUGAAUUCGCCAUAGCUAGAAUCACUGAGACCUUUAUUGGGGUCGUCUGUUAUAUAUUUGUCGAGCUCCUGAUCGAGCCCACUCGAGCCACUAGGCUUGCUAGGCUCGAGUUGGAUCGAGCCAUGACUGAGCUCAGCGGCCUAAUCCUGUCGGUCCUCUUCGAAAAUCGAGAAAGCCAUAAAGAAGAUGAAAAGAGGCUUAGAAGCUGCAUUUUUCGACUAAGGAAGUUUGUUGAUGAAGCUAAAAAUGAGCCGGAUUUCUGGUUUUUCCCAUUUCCAAGCGACAUUUAUACCAAAAUUUUGGGGUCACUCUGCACCAUGCUUGAGCUUUUAAGCUUUUGGGCUUCUGGGUUCGAGGAGUUGGCUCAUGUGGCUCGAGCCCAUGGGGCUCAAGUGGAUUCGUUAAUCGAACCGGUGGGCUCGGAGAUCGAGUGGUUCAAGGGUUCGGCUGAUUCGGUUUUGAGGUGCCUAGCUGGGGUUAUGGGGGUUGGGUCCUUGAAAGAAAUGAGCGAUGAGUUUGGUAGGGUGGGCACGUGUGGGGAUUUGGAAGCAGGAGGUGUCACACGUGUGACAAUGGAUGAGGAGGAAGUUGAAAAGAUGACUAAGAGUUUUUUGGAGAAUGGGCGUGAGGUGGGUGUUGGGUUCAGUGGGGAGGAGUUAAAGGGGCAGCUGGUUUUGUGCAUGGGGUGCUUGGGGUUUUGCAUGGAGGGUUUGAUGAGAGAGAUGAAAGAGUUAGAGAAAGGAGUGAGGGAGCUUCUAGAGAGAGAGGGGAUUGAUUAUUCACAUGAAACAUGUUGUCGAUAA
Molecule: messenger RNA, 2727 nt
Organism: Amborella trichopoda
Lineage: Eukaryota; Viridiplantae; Streptophyta; Magnoliopsida; Amborellales; Amborellaceae
Source: RefSeq, a predicted model, not a curated record